Purpureocillium takamizusanense is the source of this 1995-nucleotide messenger RNA. RefSeq names its product Salicylate 1-monooxygenase. Gene Ontology annotation, molecular function: monooxygenase activity; FAD binding. Bases 655 to 1995 code for a protein of 446 amino acids. The transcript has a single exon. NCBI's taxonomy places the organism in Eukaryota, Fungi, Ascomycota, Sordariomycetes, Hypocreales, Ophiocordycipitaceae. The record is from RefSeq and is a predicted model, not a curated record.
CUUCAAACUCGCAGCCCAUCUAUCUGCCCCUCCUCCACCUGGCACCACCCCCAUCCCAUCCCAUCCCGUGAGCUUAUUACCCGCCCAGCCCAGCCAUCCCAUCAUCCGGCCGGCUUACACCGCACUACAGUAUACGUGCCAUAUCUUGGCCCCGCGCCUCCUCUCCUACCCCCCCUCCGCGGUCCUUUUCCUAAGCGACGAAGCGCGCGCUCCCCAUAUCUAAGUUCCUCCACGACAGUCUCCCCCCCGCACGAUCAGGAAUCUAGUCCCCUUACCCCCGAAACGCCAGCACCCCCAUCGACUUGGAGAAUCCCGGGCGCCUCGCAACCCCGCGCGAAAAGGCAAGGCAUAGGCAUAGGACCAACGGCAUCACCCCCCAACGAGCCGUGGGCGCAUACCUACGCCUCCUCCGUGUUAGCGGGCUGGUCCUCCGCCACUGCCCUUCCUGCCGCCGCUUACAGUCAGUCGACGGCGUCGGCUGUUGGUCCUGGGAUCCGCCGCCGACGCUCUCGGCGGAGCCAUCGCAUCGCAUCGCAUCGCAGCAGACGGGAGUAGCGCAUCACAGCCAGGCACGCAGGCACGCAGCACCGCAGGCAUCAAACGAUCCGACGUCGAGAUGAAAUAAAAGUCUCUUCUUUUGACCCGUUCCGCCCAAUGCCCCCCAAGACGCAUAAGAAGAGAGAACCCGCGCUCGAUCGCUGCAACAAGGAGACAGAGACAAAGAUAUACCCCCAUACCACAACACACCGCACCAUGCCUGGCAUCGUCGACCCCCAGGCCCCCCUGGACAUGGCCGUCGUCGGCUCUGGCCUGGGCGGCCUCUCCGCCGCCAUCGCCCUCCGCCGCGCCGGCCACCGCGUCACCAUCUACGAGCGCUACGACUUUGGCGGCGAGGUCGGCGCCUCGCUGUCGUGCGCCUCCAACGGCUCCCGCUUCCUCGAGGAAUGGGGCGUCGACGUCGCCAAGGCCAGGCCCGUCGUCCUGCGCGACCUCAUCCGCCACGAGUGGUCCACCGGCGACGUCUUCGGCGUCUACCCCCUGGGCGACUACCGCGAGCGCUUCGGCACCGACUACAACAACUUCCACCGCAUCGACCUCCACCAGCACCUCAAGCGCGUCGCCACGUCGGACGAGGGCGGCGGCGUCCCCGCCACCCUCAAGGUCUGGCACAAGGCCACCGGCCUGGACCCCGCCGAGGGCCGCAUCUCGUUUGAAAACGGCGCCGAGGCGACGCACGACGUCGUCGUCUGCGCCGACGGCAUCCGCAGCCAGAUGCGCGAGCGGCUCGGCGUCGUGCCCAACGUCUCGCGCUCCACGUCGUGCUGCUACCGGUGCAUCAUCAGCGCCGACAAGCUGCGCGAGCUGGGCCUGCAGGAGUUUUGCGAGCGCAGCGCCAUCGAGUUUUGGGGCGGCGACGGCAUCGACAAGAUCGUCAUGAGCGCCUGCUCGGACCACGACGUCGUCAGCUGCUACUGCUUCUACCCGGCGGACAAAAACGACAUCCGCGAGGACGGGUGGAGCAUUUCGACCACGGGCGAGACCCUCGCCAGCACGUUCCCGGGGCUCGACGAGCGCCUCAAGACGCUCUUCCGCAACGCCGAGGACAUCAAGAUGUGGCGGCUGUACAACCACGACCCGUACCCGUACUGGGUCAAGGGCCGGUGCUGCCUGCUGGGCGACGCCGCGCACCCCAUGAUGCCCGACCAGUCCCAGGGCGCGUGCAUGGCCAUCGAGGACGCCGGCGCCCUGGGCAUCCUCUUCUCGCCGCGGUACGCGGCCCUGUCGGUGGCGCAGAGGCUGCGCCUGUACGAGGAGGAGCGCAAGCCGCGCGCGACCCGCCUGCAGGAGAGCAGCAGGCGCGCGCGGACGGACCUGACGGAGCGCAUCGGCUGGAGCAGCGCCAACGACCGGCCGGGCAAGCUGACCAUUGAGGAGGUGUGCGGCUACGACAUGCACGCGCACGUCGCGGAACUCGCGAGGAAGCUGGAGGGGUAG